This is a messenger RNA of Callithrix jacchus (white-tufted-ear marmoset), 1250 nucleotides long. RefSeq names its product guanine nucleotide-binding protein G(I)/G(S)/G(O) subunit gamma-5. Gene Ontology annotation, biological process: G protein-coupled receptor signaling pathway. Gene Ontology annotation, molecular function: G-protein beta-subunit binding. Gene Ontology annotation, cellular component: heterotrimeric G-protein complex. NCBI's taxonomy places the organism in Eukaryota, Metazoa, Chordata, Mammalia, Primates, Cebidae. The record is from RefSeq and is a predicted model, not a curated record.
GCCAGGCACGGUGGCUCAUGCCUGUAAUCCCAGCACUUUGGGAGGCCAAGGUGGGCAGAUCACCUGAGGUCAGGAGUUCGAGACCAGUCUGGCCAACACGGUGAAACCCAUCGCUACUAAAAAUACCAAAAUUAGGCACCGCUCAGUUGUCUGGCCCCACCGACCCACAGCCCAUAAUCCACCGACCCACGAAUUCCACCCGUCCCUCCCUUAUACCAUGCCUGGCUCCUGCAGUGUUGCUGCUAUGAAGAAAGUGGUUCAAAAGCUCCAGCUGGAGGCCAGGCUCAACCACGUAAAACUUUCCCAGGCAGCUACAGACUUGAAACAAUUCUCUCUGCAGAAUGCUCAACAUGAUCGUCUGCUGACUGGGAUAUCUUCAAGAACAAAUCCCUUAAGACCCCAGAAAGUCUGUUCCUUUUUGUAGUAAAAUGAAUCUUCCAAAGGUUUCCCAAACCACUUCUUAGGAUCCAGUGAAUAUUCAAGAAAGCUACAUUUGAAGCCUGUGCAAAAGCUGAUCCCUCGAACACAUGUGCCAUAAUAUACAAACUCUUACUUCCGUCAGUCCUUAACAUCUACCUCUCUGAAUUUUCAUGAAUUUCUAUUUCACAAGGGUAAUUGUUUUAUAUACACUGGCAGCAGCAUACAAUAAAACUUAGUAUGAAAAAAUAUAUAAAAAUUAACCGAGUACAGUAGCAUAUGCCUGUAAUCCCAGCUACUAGGGAGGCUGAGGCAGGAGAAUUGCUUGAACCUGGGAGGUGGAAGUUGCAGUGAGCUGAGAUUGUGCCACUGCACUCCAGCCUGGGAGACAGAGAGACUCCCUCUCAAAAAAAACAAAACAAAACAAUGUGAUGAGGGAACUUUUGGGGAAAGUUUCCACUCCUAAAAGAAACCACAGGAAGAGGUAGUUUCUCGUUUCCCUCUGGAUUUUAGGUCUACAACCGUCUCACUCUACACUACACCGCAGCCAUCACACUCUCAGCCCCAGGGUGAGGCUACUUCAGAUAGGAGAGCAGAGAGGUCUUGGACCAUUGAUGACAUCUUUGAGCUGCUGAAUCAACAGCUCUGGAACUUAGUGUACCUCUUUUCUUUCUUCUAAUAAAAUAAAUUUUCUUAUUCAAAUUGAUUUGCAGUUUGUUACUGUGAUGGUUAGUACUGAGUGUGAACUUGAUUGAACUGAAGGAUGCAAAUACUGUUCUUGGGUGUGUCUGUGAGGAUGCUGCCAACAGAGAUUCAUAUUUAAGUUAGUUGAC